AUGACCACUUUAUCGCACAGCGACUACACAAUAGCGUGGAUAUGCGCCUUGCCAGUAGAGGUCGCAGCGGCUGGCGCCAUGCUGGAUAAAAUUCACAGUCCGCUGCCAAAACCGUCCACAGAUCCGAAUGCCUACGAACUUGGCGAAUUAAACGGUCACUAUGUUGUCAUUGUUUGCCUGCCAUAUGGUGUGUACGGAACGGUGGCUGCCGCAAAUGUAGUGUCUCACAUGCGUGCUACCUAUCCACGGCUUCAAUAUGGACUGAUGGUGGGAAUUGGAGGCGGUGUUCCGGGCAAAAACCAUGACAUUCGACUAGGCGAUGUCGUGGUUAGCAAACCAGCUGAAGAGUACAGUGGAGUGAUACAGUAUGAUUAUGGCAAGGCGGUUCAAGGUGGGAAACUCGAGCGAACGGGCACCUUGAACAAACCACCGCACAGUCUUUUGAGCUAUAUGAAUCAGCUUGAGGCAAAACGAAUGAUGGGGAGUAAGAAUGAUGUUUCAAAAAUAGUGGAGGAAGUACUCGAACGAAACCCUGGCCUAAAAGAAAGAUUUUCGCCCCCAGAACAGCUUACAGACUUGCUUUUUGAAUCCUCUUAUCACCAUACUACCGGGGAAGGCACCUGUGAAAAUUGUGAUAAAGAACAAUUAGUCAAACGAAAACCACGAGAAACAAGGACACCUUAUAUUCACUACGGGUUAAUUGCAUCAGGAGAUCAGGUAAUAAAGGACUCAGAGACACGAGACCGCCUUGCGCAACAGCAUGGUAUACUCUGCUUUGAGAUGGAGGCAGCAGGUAUUAUGGACGAGCUUCCGACGCUUGUGAUUCGAGGAAUAUGCGACUAUUGCGAUUCCCAUAAGCAGAAACAGUGGCAAGGGUAUGCAGCAUUGACAGCGGCCGCUUAUGCAAAAUCGUUGUUAUCGAUUAUUCCAAUCAGCCGUCCGGAUAUUGACUUGAUGAAAAGUAAGAAUAUGCGGCACUGGAUGGUUUCGCUCUCACGAAAUCCCAACUUUGUCGGUCGCCACGAUGAAAUCACGAAACUGGAAGAACUUAUCACAAUGCAAUAUGGGCCCAAGAGGAUUGCAAUCACCGGAUUAGGAGGAGUAGGGAAGACCCAAGUGGCUCUGGAGCUAGCACACCGCAUACGAGAUCAAGAUGAGAAGUGCUCCAUCUUCUGGAUUCCUUGUACCAGCCAUGCAAUGAUUGAGCAGAGCUUCCUGCGUAUUGCACAGAAACUUGGAAUUCAUAAUGUGAAUCCGGCAGAGGUUAAAGAACAGGUUAAGAUAUAUCUCAGCUCUGAGCGUUCAGGAAAGUGGCUUCUGGUUUUUGAUAAUGCAGAUGAUGUAGAGAUGUGGUUUGCCCCUAGUGAUACAGCUCCACCUCUUGAAGAUUUUAUCCCUGAGAGUGAGCAAGGCCGUAUUUUAUUCACCUCCCGAAACCGAAAACUCGCUAUGAAGUUGGCACCAUUCCAUGUUGUUCCUAUUCCAGAUGUGGAUAAAGAAACCGCAGUCAAAAUCCUGGAAAAGACACUGGCACGCAAGGAGUUGCUUAGAGAUACUACCACAACCGCUGCUCUCCUUGAACAACUAGCCUUUCUCCCUUUAGCAAUUACGCAGGCGUCGGCAUACAUUCUUGAAAAUGGUUUAGAUCUGUCGAUGUACCUUGCACUUCUCCAAGAACAUGAACAAGAUGCUGUCGAACUCCUCAGCGAAGACUUUACAGAUCUAGGACGCUAUAAGGAUAUCCAGAACCCCGUGAUCACCACCUGGUUAAUAUCGUUCCAACAAAUCCAACAUCAAAAUCCGUUAGCUGCUGACUAUCUCUCUUUCAUCGCCUGCAUCGAUCCACGAAACAUUCCCCAAUCCCUGCUUCCUCAACCAACGUCCAAAAAGCAGAGAGUCGACGCUUUGGGGCUUUUAAAUGCAUAUUCGUUCAUAAAUUGUCAGGAGAGGGAUAUAGGUAUGCAUAGACUUGUGCAUAUUGCCACCCGAAACUGGCUCAGAAAGAAUGCGUUAUUUAAUCACUGGAUCCAGCUGGUGGCUAGACAUUUGGAAAAUGUGUUUCCAGAUAGUCACUACACAAAUCGAGGACUUUGGCAGCAGUACCUACCCCAUGCCUUAAUACUUGUCCAUGAAAACGAAUUUGUUGUACAAGAGGAAAACUACCUCGAUCUAAUUGAGAAUAUUGCAACUUGCCUUUUCAGUGACGGAAGAUAUCAAGAAGCAGAAGUUUUUUAUAGGAAGUUGAUGACAAUCAAUCAGGAGAAAGCUGGACCUCAAGAUCGCUCCACUCUGACUAGCAUGGCAAGUCUUGCAUCGACCUACCGGCAUCAGGGUCGAUGGAAUGAAGCUGAGGAGCUGGAGGUGCAAGUAAUGGAGACAUCCAGAGCAGUGCUAGGAGCUGAUCAUUCUGAUACUCUAAACAGUAUGGCGAACCUAGCAUCAACCUACUGGAAUCAGGGUCGAUGGAAUGAAUCUGAGAAGCUGGAUAUGCAAGUAAUGGAAAUGAGGACGACAAUGCUGGGAACUGAGCAUCCACUCACUCUAACCAGCAUGGCAAGUCUCGCAUUGACCUACCAGAAUCAAGGUCGAUGGAAUGAAGCUGAGGAGUUGUUUGUGCAAGUAAUGGAAAUAAGGAUGACAAUGCUGGGAGCUGAGCAUCUUGAUACUCUAAACACUAUGGCGAACCUAGCAUCAACCUACCUGAGUCAGGGGAGAUGGACGGAAGCUGAGAAGCUAGAUAUACAAGUAAUGGAGACAUUCAAGACAGUGUUGGGAGUUGAGCAUCCCGACACUCUAACCAUUAUGGCAAACCUUGCAUCAGCCUACCGGAGUCAGGGUCGAUACAAUGAAGCUGAGAAGCUAGAGGGGCAAGUAAUGGAGACAAGGAAGACAGUGCUGGGAGCUGAGCAUCCUGACACUCUAGCCAGCAUAGCUAAUCUGGCAUCAACCUACUGGAAUCAGGGUCGAUUGAGUGAAGCUGAGAAGCUAGAGAUACAAGUAAUGGAGAUAUCCAAGGCAGCGCUGGGAGUUGAUCAUCCUAAUACCCUCACCAGCAUGGCGAACCUUGCCUGUACUUGGAAAUCUCAAGGAAAACUUCAAAAUGCCUUGGCUCUGAUAAAACAAUGCGCUGACCUGCGCAACAGAGUGUUAGGACCUAACCACCCGCGUUCCAAGUCAACUUCUCUUGCUCUCGGGGAUUGGAUGGCUGAGAAUAAUGUAACGGCAGUCAAUCCAGCAAUGUAUUGA
Messenger RNA from Talaromyces marneffei, 3246 nucleotides. RefSeq lists its product as uncharacterized. NCBI's taxonomy places the organism in Eukaryota, Fungi, Ascomycota, Eurotiomycetes, Eurotiales, Trichocomaceae. The transcript has a single exon. Gene Ontology annotation, biological process: nucleoside metabolic process. Gene Ontology annotation, cellular component: kinesin complex. The record is from RefSeq and is a predicted model, not a curated record. Bases 1 to 3246 code for a protein of 1081 amino acids. Gene Ontology annotation, molecular function: protein binding; ADP binding; catalytic activity.